CCACCGCGUAAGUUUUAAUUAUGGCGGCGUGUCUACUGCUUAGUUCUCUGCUUGUGGUUUUGGCUUUAAUCGGCAGUAGCAAUGCGGCUCCCAAUGGGCGUAUUGUCGGUGGUGUCGAUGCCGAUAUUGGACAAUUCCCACACCAGGUCUCACUACAACGUGAAGACGGUUCACACACCUGUGGCGCUUCGAUCAUUAGCGAAAACUAUCUUCUGACAGCGGCACAUUGUGUUGUCGUUGGAAAUGGCAUUGAACCCUAUCCUGCUAAAUACUUCCAAGUACGUGUGGGCAGUAUUCAACGCACAGUCGGUGGACAACUGUUGAAGUUGAAACGCAUCCUCGUCAAUAAAGCUUAUGGAAAUUUCCUUAACGAUGUAGCACUCUUAGAAUUGGAGAAACCAUUGGUCUUCACCGCAAACAUACAAGCCAUUGAAUUGGCUGAAGAAGAGGUACCAACGGGAGAAGAUGUUAUAAUCUCAGGUUGGGGACGCCUAUACACCAACGGUCCGAUCCCAUAUAGGAUGCAGUGGAACACUUUAAAAGCGUUGACUGUGGAUGAGUGUGAAGAGGCGAUUGGCAUGGGAGACGACAGCUUGAUCUGUUUGGCUCAUCAAGCUAACAAUGGCGCUUGCAAUGGUGACUCUGGUGGUCCAGCUACAUAUAAGGGUAAACUGGUGGGUGUGGCCGGUUUUGUAGUGAAUGGCUGUGGUAGCACUUAUCCAGAUGGUUAUGCUAAGGUGGCUUAUCAUCGCGAAUGGAUUCGUGAAAAUACUGGCGUUUAAAUUAAAAAUUAGAAAAAGUUUAAAAUAAAAAAGCUAAAUUUCCUGGAAAUUGACCACCAGUUAUGAUGUAACAUAUCUGAGAGACAAAUAAAAUCAUAAGCUUCUAAUACUACGAAAAUAAUAUUAAAACACCUCCAUACCUCCAUACAUAUAUCUAUAUAGAAAGCUCUUCAAAUACAACCCUUAUUUAUAUUCAACUGAAAUGAGUGCAGGCAUAGUACUUCCCAUCUCAAGUAGUAUGUCCCUCAUCUAUUGAAAGCUUUUACAAACAUCAUUUCGACUUUUAUGAAAUUUCAUU
This is a messenger RNA of Bactrocera neohumeralis, 1080 nucleotides long. RefSeq names its product serine protease SP24D-like. Gene Ontology annotation, biological process: proteolysis. The record is from RefSeq and is a predicted model, not a curated record. Gene Ontology annotation, molecular function: serine-type endopeptidase activity. NCBI's taxonomy places the organism in Eukaryota, Metazoa, Arthropoda, Insecta, Diptera, Tephritidae. Bases 21 to 782 code for a protein of 253 amino acids. The transcript is spliced from 3 exons.